Molecule: messenger RNA, 150 nt
Organism: Coccidioides immitis RS
Lineage: Eukaryota; Fungi; Ascomycota; Eurotiomycetes; Onygenales; Onygenaceae
Exons: 2
Coding region: 1-150 (49 amino acids)
Source: RefSeq, a predicted model, not a curated record
AUGUCUGCUAAGCCAUCCGAGAGCCAUCUCGGCCAAAAUCUAGAGAGAUAUGAGAAGCCUUUGAUCUGCCCUGAGUGCUCAAAAAGAUUUGCAAAGCCUGACCUUUUGCGUGACCACCAGCGAAGUCAUACGCGGAAUGGCUGGCUCUGA